AUGCCGUCGGUCGCAACGACAACGUCUAGGAGGUCGUCGAGGGGCUCGAGGAUGUCGAGAAGAUCCCUUCAAGAUGAGGGAACUCAGUCACAAGACUGGCCUGAGGAUGCCAGCGACCGUCACUCUCACGCUAGCGACCGCAAGCAAUUCCACGGCGACGGACUUAAUACAGGUGUUCGUGUGCUAAGCGACGGACGCCUGGAUAUCAAAAUCAAUCAGCACAGGCCAAGCAUUGCCGGACUCCUCAACCAAAUCCAACGCACACCAAUACCCUCCGAGCUGGAAGAACUCCAAGACCAGGAAAGCUCCGAUGAAAUUCCGAAGAACGCUGGAAAAGACUUCCCACUGCACCUGAAUAUCGUCAUCCAGGUCAUCGGGUCACGCGGCGACAUCCAACCCUUCAUCGCACUGGGAAAAGAGCUACAGGCAUAUGGUCACCGAGUACGACUGGCCACCCACCUUGCCUUUCGUGACUUUGUUCUAGAUGGAGGGUUGGAAUUUUUCGAUAUUGGCGGCGAUCCAGCUGAGCUGAUGGCCUUCAUGGUGAAGAAUCCGGGUCUUCUUCCUAAUGUCAGUACCAUUCGAAGCGGAGCGAUACAGAAACGUCGGCGGGAAAUGAAGCAGAUCAUCAAUGGCUGUUGGAAAUCGUGCUUUGAAACGGGAGACGGAACCGAUCUCCACCAAAUCAAGGAGGACCUGUGGAGUGACAAGGUCGACUAUAGGCGGCGGCCUUUUGUCGCGGACGUGAUCAUUGCAAAUCCCCCAUCAUUGGCGCACAUACAUUGCGCGCAGCGUCUCGGAAUACCGCUGCAUAUAAUGUUUACUAUGCCCUGGUCUCCAACACAAGCCUUUCCCCAUCCUCUGGCAACAAUUCAUCAUAAUGGUUGCCAACCCACUGUCGCAAACUUUGUCUCCUACGCAAUUAUGGAAAUGAUGGUGUGGGAGGGACUCGGCGACAUUGUCAACAAGUUCCGAAAAAAGGUUCUAUCUUUAGAUCCUCUAGACAGUAUCACAGCUCCGAGCUUACUUCCUCGCUUGAGAAUACCCUUCUCUUACUUAUGGUCUCCCGCUAUCCUGCCUAAGCCGAAAGACUGGGGAAAGCAUAUUGACAUUUGCGGCUUUGCCUUUUUGCCUGCCAAACCAGACUUCACCCCACCAAGUGAGGUUGAAGAGUUUCUCAAAGCGGGUCCGCCCCCCAUUUAUGUCGGGUUCGGGUCAAUCGUUGUGGAUGACCCGAUCAGACUGACAGAGAUCGUGUAUGGGGCAAUCCGGCAAUCCGGACAACGUGCCAUUGUCUCCAAAGGCUGGGGAAACCUCGGUGCCGAGGAAGUGAAAGUGCCAGAUAACAUUCUCAUGAUCGGAAGCGUUCCCCACGAUUGGCUCUUCCGCCAGGUUUCGUGUGUUAUCCACCAUGGUGGCGCAGGCACAACCGCGGCCGGGUUAUCAUUAGGACGACCGACGAUUGUGAUCCCUUUCUUCGGAGAUCAGCAGUUCUGGGGCGAGAUUCUGACGGUGGUUGGUGCUGGGUUCGCCAUUCCCCACAAGCAACUGACUGUUGACAAGCUGGACGAUGCGAUCCGAAAGGCCUUGGAUGGAUCAACGCAGGAAAAGGCAAAGGAGAUUUCGAAGAAGAUGCAGGAUGAAUCUGGUGUUCGUGACGGAGUUUGCAGCUUCCAUCGACAUCUCGACCUAAAAGCACUGCGGUGCGUUAUCUGUCCCACACGCCCUGCAGUAUGGCAUAUCAAGCAUACAGGAGUUGGGAUAAGUGCAUUCGCAGCAACUGUUCUUGUAGAAAUGGGAAAAGUGAAGCCCGAAGACCUUGUUCUCAACCGCCCGGUUGAAUAUGACACCUAUCGUGACCCUGUCGGUCCUCUCAGUGCUAGUGCACAGGUGCUGUUCGGAGCUAUUACGAAUUUCGUUACUGGUCUCGCCGAUGUUCCGGCGGAGAUGAUCAUGGAUCUUGUCUCCGCUGGUCGAGCUCUAGGUCACCCGAAUGAGCACUACGACCCUCAUUCCAAAUGGCAUCGACGAAAGCAUCGACACGAACACACCUCUAGCGACGGAGAUGACCGAACCCGUCGAAUCGAAGAGCCUCGAAACAUACACCAAGGGCAAAAUCAAGCGCAGAAUCGAGGCUCUGAAGAAUUCUGGGAAGACAAUGAUGAAGAAUUGACUACUUUUUCAAGCGACGUCAAUGAAACCAAUAUGGCCGACACAGGCUUAUCUCGCACCCGGACGCUCCAGCUUGAAAACUCUCAAUCAAUGAGCGACGAGGCCUUUGAGCCAAAGCGCCAUGGCGUAUUUUCUGAAGCAGCGAGUCAAGGCAGCCGGAUGUCUAAGAAAUUGAUCAAUCUCAUUAUCUGGCUUCCUACUGACCUAACUCUUAGCCUGUCCAAGGGAUUCCAUAACGCUCCCAAGUUGUAUCACGAUCCAAUGGUCAGGGCUACGCCGAAGGUGAUCGGAAUUCGCAGUGGCUUUCGGGCUGCAAAAAAGGUAAAAAAUACAGUCCUCCUACCCUCCGACUCUAUGAUGCGGACACUAACGGCUCGAAAGGAAUUUUAUGAUGGGUUCUACUACGGCAUAACUGGUCUCGUGACCCAACCGCGGCAUGCAUACAGGAAGACAGGGGCGAAAGGUAUCGCAAAGGGCGUCGGCAAAGGCGUCGGGGGUGUUCUCUUGAAACCACCAGCAGGACUUUGGGGUCUUGCCGGUUAUCCAUUGACGGGUAUUCGACGCAAACUUCUCACGUCACUGGGCAAGACGCAAGAAGGGAAAAUACUAGUAUCUCGCAUUUCGCAGGGACACGAUGAGAUGAGAGCUUCCUCUGCUGGAGAUAGGUCGGAGGUGGUUAGGAAGUGGGUCGUGAUUGAGAAGACCUUGCAUCAAACAGCAUCGCGACCUUGUGGAAAACCUUGUGGAUCUCGUUCAAACAAGCAUACUUCAUGA
Molecule: messenger RNA, 2946 nt
Organism: Penicillium argentinense
Lineage: Eukaryota; Fungi; Ascomycota; Eurotiomycetes; Eurotiales; Aspergillaceae
Product: putative UDP-glucose,sterol transferase
Exons: 6
Coding region: 1-2946 (981 amino acids)
Biological process (GO): carbohydrate metabolic process
Molecular function (GO): hexosyltransferase activity; UDP-glycosyltransferase activity
Source: RefSeq, a predicted model, not a curated record